Conger conger (European conger) is the source of this 3913-nucleotide messenger RNA. RefSeq names its product translocation associated membrane protein 2 (gene tram2). Gene Ontology annotation, cellular component: endoplasmic reticulum membrane. The record is from RefSeq and is a predicted model, not a curated record. The coding region runs from base 113 to 1219 and encodes 368 amino acids. Gene Ontology annotation, biological process: protein insertion into ER membrane; SRP-dependent cotranslational protein targeting to membrane, translocation. The transcript is spliced from 11 exons. Lineage: Eukaryota; Metazoa; Chordata; Actinopteri; Anguilliformes; Congridae.
AACUUCGUAGCUGGCUUGUAACCAUCAAGCUACCUAGAAGGUAUUUGGGUAAUUUACGGUAAAAAAAACAAAACAAAAAAAAAACAUAGUUAGCCGGCCAGCAAACGCAGAAAUGGCUUUCCGCAGGAGAAACAAAAGUUACCCCUUUUUCAGCCAGGAAUUUUUCAUUCAGAACCAUGCAGAUAUCGUCUUCUGCUUGGUGGUUUUAAUUUUGGUUGGACUGAUGUUUGAGGCAACUGCAAAAACUGCAUUCCUCUUUAUCCUCCCACAGUACAACACCAGCACAUUAUCACCUGAAGGGGACGUGUCCUUAUAUAACUAUGGAUGGAGGGACUGUGUCACCAUCCUCUUCUAUUUCUUCAUCAUCAUCAUCAUCCAUGCUGUGGUACAGGAGUAUGUGCUAGAUAAAAUAAACCGGAGACUCCAUCUAUCAAAGAGCAAGAACACCAAGUUCAACGAAUCUGGGCAGCUGUGUGUGUUCUAUCUGGUGUCCUCCAUGUGGAGUCUCUAUCUCCUCCUCUCGGAAGGAUAUCUUCUAAAUCUCAGCAGCCUAUGGGAGAAUUACCCUCACAUUCAUCUUAGGUUUCAGGUGAAGUUUUUCUACCUCUUCCAGCUGGCUUAUUGGCUUCAUGCCCUGCCUGAACUUUACUUCCAGAAAGUGAGGAAGGAAGAGAUCCCUCGUCAACUGAAGUACAUCAGUCUGUACCUGCUCCACAUUACAGUGGCCUAUCUGUUAAAUUUGACUCGAGUUGGGCUGGUGCUGCUCUUCCUGCAGUACGUGUCUGAGCUGGGCUUCCAUGUCUCCCGCCUCUUCUACUUUACUGAUGAGAGCCACCACAAGCUGUUUGACGUUUGGGCAGUGGGCUUUGUGUUCACACGCAUGGGGAGUCUCACAUUGCUGUUUCUGGCUGUGGGAUUUGGGUUGGCUCGAGUGGAGAGCCAUGGUCUGGAUUGGGAGGCAGGGAACUUCAACACUCUUCUCAUCAGGAUGGCCGUGCUCCUGAUGGUGUGCCUGACGCAGGCCUGGCUGCUAUGGAAGCUGAUUCGCUUCCAGCUGCGACGCUGGCGCCAGUUCAGGCAGGAGCAGGCUGCCCGCAAGAGAGCAGCAGCUAAGCAGCCACCCCGCACCACCAAGAGGGACAGUGGUGGGCACGAGAACGGCGCGAUCAAAGCGGAAAAUGGUGCCUCACCACGACCCAAGAAGAUCAAAGCUCCUUAACCCUGCCCUCUGAUCUCACCGGUAUAGAACAGGAACCCAGCAGGUUAUUGUUUGUGCCUUCUGAAGCCGAUGCCCCGUGGUGAUGCCUCCAGUGCCCAGGUCAUGGGAACCAGGGCAUUGCAUUUGGGAGUGACAGCCUAUGUCCUUGAACCCUGACUAAUAUAACUCAGUAUUUUUUCUUUCUUUUUUAUUUUUAUUUUUAUUUUAUUCGCACUGUCUGCCCCCUAAAUCUCCUACAGUGUUUUCAGGAUGGUUAAGCUUUUCAACUGGGGGGAACAUGGAACAUACUGGGGGCCUUGCUCCUGUGUUAUGUGCUGCAUGCACACAUCCCCCCUCCCUGCCCUCACAAAUCUCCCCUGCUUCACCUCUCAACAUCAGCUCUAGCAUAUUGAAGUGGCUUUGCUUUCUUGACCUGGUAUUACUGGGGAAGGAGAACUGAGUGCAGCUGCUGCUGGGAUUGUCAGCAGCCCCUAAAGCCACACCCUGCAGUUCACAUACGAACUGCUGCAAUCUCAUACGGGACAACAUACAGAAAAGCAGGUAUCAACAAGCAGAACUUGUUGUCACAGCAGAGUGGAUAGUGUGGUCCGUCCAGAUCCAUGCAGACUUCAUCAACAUUCCAGCGCAGCUCCUUCACACCGUGCUCUUCCAGUUGUGAACUGGGCUCAGGCUGCAUACCACCUCAGUCAGGGAUAUGGGACACUAUCUCAAGGUUCAAUCUCACUUGGAACCAUUGGUGUAAAACUUGCUUUGGAAAUGUGUAAAAUUGCACAUGCUUCAUUUGUCAUUUUCAGAAUGCUUAGCUUCAGAAAAGAAUAAUCUUUUUGGAGACUAGUAAUACAUGGAUUGCUUCUGCUUCUAAAUUCAUGAAAUGAGCAAAAAUCAUAAUGGAAUCUAACAUGAGAGCCUAAUAUAAUUUAUCAAGUAUUUACUUGUAGCAGUUCAAUGCCAAGCUAUUGACAGUGACAUAAAACAAGUUGACUCUGAAAGAUAUAUAAAUGGCAGUUUUUUUCCCCUUUCCUAAAGAUAAACUUUCUUAUUUUAUUAAGUAAAAAAAAGGGAAAAGGUAGAAUAUUUUCUGUUGUUUUCCUCAAUUGUUUCACCAAUUGUUUCAUCAUUGUAUUAAUUUUCAUAAGCAUGUUUCAUAUUAUGUAUGCCAGAUGUUUUCCAACACUGUUCAGUUAUAAAAAAAAAAAAAAGUAUAUAAAAUAAUAUUCUCAAAUACAUUGCCAAGAAAUGCUUACUCUAUAAAUGAUAGUUACAGGAAUAUGCCAGGUUAGAUAUGGAUAAGGUUUUUAGGUUGGAUCAAGUCUUUUGUUCCCAUACCCAUACAGAACAAAAGACUUGAUCACAUAAUGAACAUCCUAAAACAUUGGUAGAUUAACCACGUACAGCUUUCACCAGGUAGUUUCUAGCAAAGCUCUCUUGCUGUCCAUAAUCUGUGUAUCAGGAAGGAAGUACUGUACUGUCAGACUACAGAAUGAAUUGUAUAAGCCUGCGCAGAUCAGGGACCAGACUAAAUGUAGAUGCAUGUGCAACAGCGAAUCUAGGGCAACUCUAUUAGUGAUUGAAUUGCCCUUUCAUUUAGGUGACUUUCAAUUUCCACUUAACAUCAAGAUACAAAUUGAGCUGUAUAGGAAAACAUUAAAACUGACUGAUUGUUGACGUGUUCAUGAUGGGAGUAUUCAGCUCAAAGUUACAAAUUGAAUCAGCUGCAGCUCAAAUGUGUACCUGCCCACUGAAGGACAGGCCAGAAAAUGUCACUGUCGCUGAUGGUAGCACAGAAGACAGAUACAUGAGCACCAGUGUCUACGCAAUGAUGUAACACAUGUAAAUAUGCCUGCCUGCCUUGGGAGAAGAAGUUUUUCAGAGAUUAUCUUUAUUUGGGGGAUUAUUUGUUUGAGUUUGUCAACCGAUGUAUGAAAUAUUUUUUUUAUAAAAGGCUACACAUUGUAAUCUUAUUACAGUGCAUUUUGCAGUUAAAGUUUUUUAUUGAACAGUGUGAGUUCAGAUCAGUGAAAUGUGAGUCUGAGACAUGUUGUAAAACUGUGAGACUAAGGACAAACUGCACAGCACUUAAUUUAACCAGGGUGUUUGGUUAAUCUGAUUGUUUUGCAUUGUCAUUUUCUCCUGAGAUUAGUUUUAAACACUUAAAUGUAUUUAAUAAUCAUUUGUCAUUGAGUUGGACAAGUGAUUGUCUUAAGUCACAAAUGCAUUUGGAUCUCAUUUUUCAGAUGAUGGAUCAUAGAUUCUACUCAAUUACUCAAUUUCUACAUAUCUAAACAUCCCUCCGGACAUUUGUGUUGUUCAGCAGUAGUCUGUUAAAAGAGCAACAGAAAGCUGAACUUUUCACCUCUUAAUAUAGCAUUUAUUUAAACUAAAAAAUGACCAUUUAAAUCCCUUGGUUUCUGCACAGCUGUAUUGCAGAAGUGGCAAACGAUUUAAGUGGUUGUAAAUGAUCAUGGUGGGCAGGCAGGGAGAUCACAGCCAGGUGCAACUCUCAUCACAAAGUAUUUUCGUUGGUUUCCAGUGUUUCAUCUGUUGGAGAAUAAAAAAAAUUAUUUUAGUUUUUUUUUAAAUGCUUGAACACUGGUGUUUUUCACUGCAAGACUAAAAGGAAAGUAUGACUGAGGCCAUGCUUGUCAUUGACCUAUUAUGUAAAAUGAAAAAUUUUCCAAGGAAAUAAAAUGGGAA